Molecule: messenger RNA, 9368 nt
Organism: Porites evermanni
Lineage: Eukaryota; Metazoa; Cnidaria; Anthozoa; Scleractinia; Poritidae
Source: the annotation of a GenBank genome assembly
AUGAGGUAUGCGCAGUUGGUAAUGGGACCCGCUGGAAGCGGUAAGGUAGGUAUAGUGAAAAAGAUGGGUAGUCGUUUGUACUGCAGCAACAUAAUUGUGCUAGCUCUGUACAUGUAUGUUCCCGGGCCUGUUUUAGUUGUUAAAGAUCGGUGUGCGACAAAUGUAGACUGCAGACUUGCAGAACAAGGAAAACCUUGAUGUGGAUUGCUUUAACAGAGUCCCUAUCCCGAAAGUUUAAGUCAUUUAAAAGUCUAGUUUAGGGAUAGGGAAUCUUUUAGAGCAUUCUACAACAAUGUUUACUUCUUUUACCUGCCAGUUUGCAGUCUGCAUUUGUCGCACACCGGUUAAAGAUCCUGAGCUCAUCACUCUGUGAUUCUAAGGUUGGUUUCAAUCAUCUCAAAAUUUUGAGAACAUUCUGCUUAAACGUAGGUGUAACACUUCGGUCACUGUAUAAACAUUUUCAGGAAAAAGUGGCGCUCAUAUCUGAAGGUGGCCCACUUUGACAUGACUGGUUGAACCAAAACCAGUCCCACAGCACUGAAAUUUUGAAGUAACCAGAAUUUUGGUCAAAACAUGAUGGGUUGCUUUGAUCUGAGUUGAUUGGAAAUUUCUUUCAGUUGAAAAAAUGUCAUUGAAAUUUUUCUUGGUUAGUUCCACUGGUAUCCACUUUGCAGAGAUGUCUAUUAAGGGGGUUUUUAAGGUCUUUCUUAUCUUUCCUUACCAUUUGGUGAGGGGAGCCUUUGCCAAAUGAUCUGUGAACACAGGCAUGCUCUGAUUUCAAUAACAACAACUGCCACACAAACAGAAAGUGAUCUCACUGUGGUCUGAGGAACGAGUGCCAAAAUUCUACAUGGAUGACCUGUCACUAUCCAGAUCUGGAUAGUGUUUCUGACUGGUUGAAGCAAAUUUUCCUUGCUACACAACCAACCAGAAGCACUACCUUGACCUGCAUUCUGGGUGGUUUGAACACAUCAUCAGUAUCGAAUUUCUGCAGGCGUUUCUCAGACAGACAUCAUCAUUUUCAUGAGGAAGCCGAAAAAAAAAAAAAUGAAAUGUUGGUUUUUUUCUCAGGCUAGGGUAUGGGUUGUUGGAGUAAUUUUUUUAUUAAAGUAAUAUGGGUUUCAAGGAAGAAAAUAUUGCGAAGAGGUAAGAACUUUACUUCUUUGGGAGUACAAUAAAUUUAACACUCUAGAUUUUAAAUAAAUUUACCACCACCAACCUUGAUGAUUUGUUUUUAUAUGGGGUGACUCACUGCAACUCUUUUACAAAUCAUCCUUAUGGCCUUUUUUUUAUCAUUGUUAUGUCCAUCACUAAUUAUUGCCAUUAAAAUAUUAUUGUAAUAAAUAUUAUUGUAAUAAAUAAACCUCUUGGAAUCAGUCAGACUGUUACCACAUUAUGUAACUUUAUAAUAUAUACUGAAUUAGUUUUUAAAAUAAUUGCAUGUUGCACACUGUAUUUGCAUGCAUCUGCAUAGUCAGUUGUGAAGGAGCUGUGGAACAAUGUAGUUGCCUUGGUGAAAAUUUGAAGUUUCUGAUGCUAAUGCAUUUACAAAGAAAUAAACAAAGGUGCUUAUAAAGAUAGUUUUUCUCGGAUCUUAUCUUGAUGAGAAUUUAUGUCUGACUAUGGCCCUGUGCAAGUGCUUUGCAUAGCUCUCCUAGUUGAGGCCAUUUUGUUGUUUUCAGUCAACUUAUUGUACUACAAUUCUGCAACACUGCGAGAAUGUACAAAGAUCAGUUCAUGUGGUUAACCUUGAUCCAGCUGCUGAACACUUUGGUUAUCCAGUUUUAGCAGGUGAGUGCAUUAUUAAUAUUUUUUAGUUUUUUUGCUUUAUUUCAUUUUCAUGCACUGUCUGUGAUAAUCAACAUGACUAUGAAGUUCAGCAUUAUAUUGGUGAUUAAAAAUGCAACCAUACAUAAAACUAUAACACAAGCUACACUUGUGUAGGAAAACUAAUUGCCAAUAAAAAUAAUUAAAGUGAUUAGGUAGUGUUCUUCAAGUGGAAGAAAUUUAAGUACAUCUUGUUGGCAACAAAGUUGAUCAAAAGGCAUAGAUUGCCUGACACCCACCAUGAUGAAUUCUGGUGAAUUUUAAAUCUGAGGAUGCUGAAAAAGUGCAUUUGACUGAUUUUUUGGUGAAACAAAAUAUUAAUUUUAAACCUGUGGAUGGCACCCUCAUUUACCCACAUAUUUGCUUCAUUUUUUAUCAUUUAUAAAUUAGUAUAGUUAUUUUUAUGCGGGAAACACAAGGUUUUAGAAACAAAAUAAUGAUUAUUAAUGCAGUGAACUCAUUACUGCGCUUGAAAAGUAUUAUUUUCUGUGGGUAGCAGCCUUUUUGUGUCAACUAGGCAGUGAGUGAGCAUUUCCCUGAUUGUUGUAGCUUUCUGAGAAUCUUGGAUUGCUUGCAAAAAUUAUACCAAAUAAGAAUUAGUUUAAGAUUCUGCGGUGUGACCUAUUUAUUUUAUGUGUACUUCCAAAUAGAAGUGUAGUUUUUUACUUCACCCUUUCAAGUCAACACUGUACAUGUAUCUUGUUGCUUGUUUCUUGUUUAUUGUGGCUUCAUAGAUGUGAGGGAGCUGGUGGAGCUAGAAGAUGUUAUGGAAGCUGAGGAUUUGAAACUUGGACCAAAUGGAGGGCUAAUUUUCUGCAUGGAGUAAGAGAAAAAAAUACCUUAAAAAUUAUUUUUUUAUUACAAAGUACUACCUCUUAGUCCGGAAAUUUAUAUUUUUAUAAACCAGGCAAAUGUUGUGCUUCUGCCAGUUAAGAAACUUUUCAUUUGUAUUAUUAACAUCUGGCACAGGAGUGUAGCUAUACUUUUACCAUACAUGACCAUAAGGUGUGCACAGGGAGGUAGUUUGAGCACAGAGGAAACAAGACUAAUGACAGUGGGUUUGUGGGCACAAACUGUGACAGGUGAUCUAGAUGCACGAAUUCUGCAGGGGGGGGUCUAGGGGGGGGGGGCAGGGGGGGUGCACCCCCCCCCCCCCUGAGAUGACCCCUGAGAUGACCUGCGGUUUUCUAAUACAACUGGUAUUCUUAGUGUACUUUUACCACAAUAGCCCCAAGGGGGGGCAGGGGGGGGAGUUUGGGGCAAAGGGAAAAAAAAAUAAAGGCGGGGGGUUUUGGGGGAAAAAAAGGGGAAGGGGGAUUUAAAGGCCGAAUUUCGCGGGGGGGGGUUUGGGGGGGGGGGGGGGGGGGGGGGCCCCCCCCCCCCCCCCCCCCUGAGAUGACCCCUGAGAUGACCUGCGGUUUUCUAAUACAACUGGUAUUCUGCAAAAACUAUGUGGUUUAUUGGUGUUGAAGUAGAGCAAGAGACGAGUGCACCCCUUCCUAAAAAAAAUCCUGUAUCCACCCCUGUUCUGUCACUGUCCUCUACUGUAAUGUAUUUUUCACAACUGAUAUUGUUAAAAGGGAAAUAAUAAUAAUAAUGAUGUGAUAAUAAUAAUAAUAAAUAAUGAUUUUAAUUUGAUACAAUUUACUCUGUAUAUAUGUUAGUGGGUCAAAAUUAAAUUCAGGUUAAAAUUUUUUGACCUACACUGUAGGUUAAUUCUAAAUUUUCUUUGCCUCCUAGCCCUAAUUCAUGAAUAAUUAAGGAGAGGAGAUGGAUGAAAUUGAGAAUCAACCUGAAUUUAAUUUUGACUUGUAAGAUAUACGUGUAAUAGUCAUUAAUCAGGCUGCUUGCAGUGCAGCUACUUUGUUUCUCUUUUGGUCAGCAUGUCUUUUGUUUGUUUGUUUGUUGUUGUUUUUUAUUCAUCCUCUGCUGUUUUAAAGUUGUGUGUAAUAAUAUUGUAGGUGCACACUGGCAUUCAGGUUGCCAAACACCUGUUGAUUUGUUAUAUGUCCAUUAAGUGACUAAUUACAUUUUUGGUCAAAGAUUUUCUAGGAAGUGAGAGAGCCUCUGGUGAUCCAGCUUGCCCAAAGGCUGCAGGCUAUUGUUUUCUGUAUUUGUUUACAAAUAAAACUUUCACUGUUAGUAAACAAAGGUUAGGGAGUGUGGGCGAGAUCAAUCGCAGUUUGCAGCAAUCCAACAUUGUACUUUGUGUAAGUGUCAUGUGAUACAGUGUAUAAGGUCAAAACUGCAUGUAAGACCUUAAGGUCCAAAAAUUGAUCAGAUUGUGUUCUAUGCAUUGCAUUCAUUCGUAUUGUAAGUCCUAACCAACACUGGCCAUGCUGUGCAUAUAUAAUUAGCAACCUGGAGAUUAGGAAUGUGGGCUCCUCUAGCUGAUUAAAUUAGCUGUAACAAUCAUUUCACGACUGUAAAGCAGUCUUGAGUAUUGCAUCAGUUUGGUUUUAUCUGAGUUUGCAGUUAUUUCAAAAUAAAAGAAAAGGGAGUCAAGUAAUGAGCAUUAUAAAAGAAUUAAUUAACUACUGUGCACGUACACAAAAUUAUAUGACAAGGAAGGUUUAUAUUAUGUUACUGACAGAGUAUAUUAUUAUUGUGGGUGACAAGAGGAGCCUGCAAUCCGAAUCUCCAGGUUUUUAUUAUACAUGUGUUGCAUGUAUGUAGCCAGCAAUAUUAAAUUUGUUUGGACUUCCACUAAGAAUGAAUGGAAUGCAGACAGGGUGCAAACAAAAUCAUUUUGUACAGCUUGCCAAUUGGGCAAGCUGAAGCUAGCAUGUACUAGCCCAGGUGUCAUUUCAACUAGCCCCAAAAACGUUUUGACUAGCAGAAUUGAUUUCACAGUUCUUAACUCUGUUAUUUGAGUUCUUCAAAAACAUCACUUGCCCGUUGGGCAAGUUAAAAACAGAAUUCACUAGGCAAGCCUGAUAGCAAAAUCCUCUAGCCCUGGGCUACCGGGCACUACUUUCUUUGCACACUGUGCAGGUGACAUGAUUUGAUCACGCGCAUUUGGACCUUCUGUCACUCAUAAUCUGAUUACAAGUGUUUUGACUUUCUGUCUCAUGAAACUUACGCAAAGCACAGCGAUGGAGCAAAAGUGUUUUGACCCUCGAUCGCUGUCACCCCACUCCGUAACCUUUGGUUAUUACUAGUGUACUGUUUUACAUAAUAGCAUUAAAAGAUACAUACAAUUUCAUGUUUAACAUAUAAUUAAUGUGCAUUUAUAAUGCAUUACAGAUACCUAGUACAAAAUUUUGAUUGGUUGGAAGAAAAAUUGGGAGAUGUUGAUGAUGACUACAUUCUGUUUGACUGUCCAGGUACCAUAAAAUAAUAGUUUAUUGGGAUUUAAUCACAGUGACAACAGUGUACAUGUAUUGAACUUCUGUCAAACUCAAGAAUGUUGGGGAUUUAUUUAUUGUAGUUCAAUUUUAUCGUUGGUUUAAAUUGUAUUUUUGUAAGGGACCUCUUUACUCUUUAAUAUAUAGGAAGCUUAAAUAAAAAGCCACAAAGGUGACAACAGUGAACAUGUUACCUAAAACUUGAAUUUACAUUGUUUCAAACUCUACAUGUACCUUGUUCAAUUUGUACCAAUGUUGGCGAAUUUUUCUGAUGAAGUUGAAUUCUAAAUGACUCUGAAAAUUCAGAAAAUGAAAAUGAAAAUCGUUGUUUUGAGUUGAUCACAAAAUAAUGGGAAUUUUCCUGUCAUAGUCGUGCAAAAAUAAAACAAAAAUUAGCAUGAUGGGCGCAACGGGAAUGUAGCUAAGGAAUGGGCAGGCUGGCUUUUUUAUUAGUCGAGUAGGGUUUUUUUUUCUGAAUUGCGUGUCCAAAAUUCCUUUGUAACUUUGUUUUCCAUGGCAAUUUGAGCUGGUGGUAAACUCUUCUUCAAGCAGUAAAAUCACAUGGCUGGCAGCCAGCUCUCAGUGACCAGCCUGGUGCAAAGUCAUUGUUUUGCUUUAUAAUCUAAACCUAGAUUUCUUUUUUUAUCUCAUUGCCUUUGCCGUCAUUAUAAUCAUUGCUUAAGCUCUCUAUAAAGAAUAAGGGCAACAGAAAUGAGUUUGCACCUCCAGCAACCAUAAUGAUACUGCCACAUUCACAAGUGGAUAUAAGAUGCAAGAUUUAAUGAAAAGGCCCUAUAAAGUGACUCGUGACCUAAGAUCAAAUUCUCCUUUUUAUUGACGAGCAUCCAGCCAAUUGAAAGGAGAAUUUAGCAUUAAUCAGAGGUCAGGUCACUAAGGGCUUUAUUUCUGAAGGCACCCCCUUCAUCUUUUAUUACGGAGACCACACACACUUGUACUGGCAUGUCUACUACUCCAACUACAGACCUUAGGUUGUGUUUCUGUUGCAAUUUCAAGGUCAGAUUGAACUGUACACACACAUGCCAGUCAUGCGGCAGUUGGUAGAGACCCUCCAUCAGUGGGAUUUCCGAGUAUGUGGUGUCUUCCUGAUUGACUCUCAGUUUAUGGUGGACUGCAGCAAGUUCUUUGCAGGUGUCUUGUCAGCACUGUCUGCUAUGAUUCAGCUAGAGGUUCCUCACAUAAAUGUCAUGAGUAAAAUGGACUUGCUGAACAAGAAGCAAUUAAAGGACGUAGAUAGGUGAGUUCAUAAAUUGCUGUCUGCUGCAUGUUCAAGUUUAAAAAGCACAACUGAAAAGGACUUUUCUGAUGAUCUGCCAGGAUGAAGUGAGCUUUUACAGUGUAUCCAGUUAAUUCAAGGUGCUAUGCAGUUCUAUCUUUUUAACAUCCACCGGUACAUGCUUGUGAGAAAUUAAUUUUCUGAUUGUUGUUUCAACAAUCAUCUCAUUCUAAAAUUGGUGGCAAUUUUACUUUAAUUUCUCUUUAUUAUAAUUAUAGUUAGCCCUCUUUGCCUCAAUUGCAUCUGCAGAAUUCAAAAGAACUUUUACCUUGAAAUGAGUUCUGUCUGGUACUUUUAAAUUUUGAGAUGACCUGAAAACCUGGUUAAUUAUAUUUGUUAGGUUUUUAGAUCCUGAUCCACGACAACUUGCUGAAGAGCUUAAAGAAAGUACAAGCAAGAGAUACAAAAAGCUCAAUAAAGCUUUGGCCCAGUUGGUAAGUUGUCACAUAAUCUAUCUCACCAACAAGUCCCAUCUUCACAAAAAACAAUACAACUACGUAAACUACUGAUUUUCCUCAAUCUUUUUCAGGAAACUGCUUUUCUUGUCUAAGAAUCUAUUUUUGCAAAGUUGCAAAGAAAAGAAUGAAGCUCAUUCAGUUGAGACAUGUUCCCAGAACUUGCUAUUUUUAGAUUUUUAGCUUUGAAAUAUUUGCAAUAUACUAAUUUUACAGUGAGGGGCCCGUAGCUUGUAUGAGGAUUCAUUUUUUCUCUGCUGGCUCCAUUUUUGCACUCAUGAUUCUUUUUACCAUCUAUUUUUAUGCAAAUAAAGUUGUUAUAAAUAAAUAAGAGGAACAGUUAGAUUUGUUUAGCUGCAAGGAAUAUCAGGGUCCAUCUGCACUAGCUAAAAAGCUGUUUAUUUAGACAAAUUGUCUGUCAUCACCAAUGUUUAACAAAUGCAGAUGCAUAUGGUUUGUGGCAAUUUUAUAAAGUUUGUCUCGGGUAAAAACUGGACAAAAUUAAACAAGAAUUUGUUUUUUCUUGUCAAUCAUUGUUGAUUGUUGAAAAGCCAUUGUUCUUUCCAUUAAGUAAUGACAAAGGGUUUCUUAGAAAAUGGAUGCUUGUGACAACCUAGUAAACAGUCACAAGUGCCAAUUUUCUGGGAAACACUUCAUUCAACCUAUGCCACUGAUAUUAAUAUUUAAAGGAAAAUAAAGGGAGAUGUAAAGAAUCAACCAUAAGAGGACACAGAAAAAAUGUGAGCCCCAGAUGGGAUUCGAACCCACGACCCUCCGUGUUCUAGAGCGGAUGCUCUAACCUCUGAGCUACUGAGGACUCGUUGGCGAGCAAGGGUCAUUUUUGUGGGUUGGACUUGCGAACCGCAUCUCGCAGUCACACAGUCCAUCACAAGCAACACAUUAAGGCUUAACUGUAUCACACAGUCACAUUAAUAGUAAGAAAUGUCUCACUCAUGAAGGAGGAAUGAUGGACUGUGUAACUGCGAGAUGCGGUUCGCAAGUCCAACCCACAAAAAUGACCCUUGCUCGCCAACGAGUCCUCAGUAGCUCAGAGGUUAGAGCAUCUGCUCUAGAACACGGAGGGUCGUGGGUUCGAAUCCCAUCUGGGGCUCAGAUUUUUUCUGUGUCCUCUUAUGGUUGAUUCUUUACAUCUCCCUUUAUUUUCCUUUAAACCCUUCAUUAUUUGUUUUAUUUUUUAAUGAGACAGCCUGUUGAAAGUAAAAUUAAUACAAUGUAGUUUCCAGUGCAGAUAAGGUUUUUAAAAAACAAAAAUAAUUGUCACCAUACAAUUUUUGGUUUAGACGUUUCAAAGACAACUCCAAAUUAAUUUAAUGUCUGCUAGAACAGAUGGGCCCUUAGUAUGUUUCUGUCUCGUUCAUUUUGUAUGUCACCUUUAGUAUUAAUAUUAUUACUUUGUAUUAGAUUGAUGAUUACAGCAUGGUGUCAUUUUUACCUCUCAACCCCUUUGAUGAAGAUUCUAUCACAAAUUUGCUUCUUCAAAUUGACAAUGCUAUUCAAUAUGGAGAAGAUUUGGAUGUCCGUGAAAUGAAGGUGAUUAACUCUAAUUAAUUUUCCUUAGUUUAAUGGGUAGCAGGUUUUUUGGAGAACUGUUAGCCCUUUAAGCCCCCAUAUCCAAAUACAAAUUCUCCAAACUGAUCUUCAUACAUUUCCUUUAAGAAUUAGUUGAUAGAAUUUCAUGGCAGAUCAAAGCAUCUUCUCUUUAGUGAUCAUUUCAUAAAUUCUCAUAACCUAAUCUCUUGACAAGGUAUGAAUAAUUUUUGUUGGGAGAAAAUUGAUGUUGGUCACCAUUGGGACUUAAAGGGUUAGAGCUGGUUAGUUAGGUUCAUUAAGAAGGGUCCUCUAAGGGGAGUCAUGCCAUUAAUCUUCCAUUGAAGUUUUCUUUUAUGUAUUCCUUCAAUUGAUCUAUAGGAUGAUGAACAAGAUGAAGAGAAUCCCAAUGGAUUCAUAGAUGAAAGCUGACAGUUUCUUGGUGCUGAGGAAUUUACAGCAGUAUAAACUAGUGGACAUGUAGAUCAAAAGAUCAAACUAUCCAUCAUCUGAACAACUGAAUUCACCGUCAGCACCCUGCUUGUAGAGCCUUUCACUCGCUCAAUUUUGGCGUAUAUUGAACUCUAGAAAGACUCUACAUGAAUCAAGUAAAAUCUUUGUUGAGUAUGUACAUGUUCUGGGAUACAGUUUUGAACCCAGGUCUGAUAGCCCUGCACUUGGUGCAGCAGGCUUGAAGCGAUGGCCAUUGGUUUAUCAAUAAAUGGAUGCUCACACUCAGCUCAGAAAACCAGUUUGAUGAUAGAGAGCAAGAUGGAAUAGUCCCAAAGUUUGCACUUCAAUGACUUCAAAAGCUUGACACAAUUCAGGCAGAGCCUUCUUUUCUGUGCCUUACUUAAGAAGGCAAAAGGAGGUUUUGCUUGCAGAGUGCACCACCAA